ACAGGUCGAAAGCGUAAGAAGUUCAAGCUAAAUAAGUAUGUAUUUCCUUUAAUCAUUGGGUUCUUGCUUAUUAAAUCGGUAAUACUACCUUUGGCUCUAAAGGCUUUAGCAAUCCUCAGUGGAAAAGCCGUAGUGCUUAGUUUAAUGAGCUUAAUUUUGGCGGCCAUUGUUGGACUUCGAACUGUCGCAUCCGGAGGUGGAACCACUGCACAGAACAAAAUAGACUUGGCAUCAAACUAUAAGAGAAAAGAUAUGCAAGAUUACAUCGAUCCAAUAGAUGAUAAUCCAUAUAGAUACUAUGCUGAUCAUACUCGAAGAAAAAAAUAA
This is a messenger RNA of Ceratosolen solmsi marchali, 327 nucleotides long. It is a transcript of the gene Osi13, whose product is annotated as Protein Osi13. Lineage: Eukaryota; Metazoa; Arthropoda; Insecta; Hymenoptera; Agaonidae. The record is from RefSeq and is a predicted model, not a curated record. The annotation marks the transcript as partial. Gene Ontology annotation, cellular component: membrane. The transcript has a single exon.